This is a messenger RNA of Styela clava, 1440 nucleotides long. Its product is annotated as serine protease inhibitor Kazal-type 6-like. The record is from RefSeq and is a predicted model, not a curated record. Lineage: Eukaryota; Metazoa; Chordata; Ascidiacea; Stolidobranchia; Styelidae. Gene Ontology annotation, molecular function: serine-type endopeptidase inhibitor activity; protein binding.
AUAUAUAUAUAUGUAUUUCUUGUUUUGCAGUUGAAAAUAAACUGAAAUUUGUCAUGUCUCGUGCUUUCGUCCUGUUGCUAAUGCUUAUCGCAUGCACUUUCUGUAAUGCUAAUAGCUACCAAGGGAUAUCGAAAAAAGGUUGUCGUAACCCUGGGAGAAGGGGAUGUAAAGGAUUCCCAAUAGCAGACGAACCAUUCAAUAUUUACAGCGGAGAAUCUCAGGAAAGCUGUUGCUGCCUCCAGUUAAUUGGACUCUGUCCAAGAAACUACUCACCAGUAUGUGGCACAGAUGGAGUCUCUUACGGGAAUAAAUGUACACUGUGUGCAGCAAAGGGAAGACGACAAUAUAUGAAAGACCGAUCGAACCCAUUGAAAAUACACCACUUGGGUAAAUGCAGAUCUAAAAGACAAAGGUACUACUACGGGAAAGAACGUUAGGGCGUGCCUUCUGUCCACUCCGAUGUUUUUCAUAUACUUUGCAGUUCAGUUACAGUUCAAUGCAACAAACGCUAAAAAGAUUUGAAACUGCAGUUUUAGUUUUAUAUGUAAAUUUAGAGUGUCUCAAAAGUAAGUGUACACUUUUAACUUUGGUUUGCUUUUCAGGUACACAUCAUAGAGCGUUCAUUUCUUCUGAAAACAUAGUAUAGAGAUGAGUAGUAAAUUAUAGGUAUCGUCUGCAUUUUUCAUCAACCUACAGAAUGACACGGAGAUUAAUUAACCCAAGAAAUGAGGUGCAAAAUUACUGUUUGGCAAGCAGCAUACAAAUCAGUAAGGCAAACUCAGCGCCUCUUUAACAGAGAAUUUGGAAUGAAUUCGGCUCUGAAUCUUUUCCUCAGAGCGUCGGCUCCUUGGUCUUCCUGAUAUCUGUGCAAAAUUGACGAUGAAUUGCAUAAAUUGUUCGUCGUGUAGGAGCCGAAUUAAUUCCAAAUUCUCUGUUAAUGGUUUUGCCUUACUGAUUUAUAUGCUUCUUGCCAAACAGCAAUUUUGCACUUCAUUUUUUGGGUUAAUCUGCUUGUCAUUCUGUGGGUUUAUGGAAAAUGCAAACAAUACCUAUACUUAUCUAUUACUAUGUUUUCUGAAGAAAUGAACGCUCUAUGACGAUAACCUGAAAAAAAAAAAAUCAAAAUUAAAAGUGUAUACUUACUUUUGAGACACUUUGUAUAAUUGGUUGUAUAAACGCAGUUUAAGUUCCCUUUUUAAGUUCCCUUCCCCUCGAACGACCAAGUUAAGGCAAAACUGAAUUGAACCGUUAGUGUAUUUCAUACCCAGGAAGUAAUCAAGUGGCUACGUUUUCACCUUUUUUGAAGCAAGUUUUUCCAAUGUCUCUUCGAAUAGGCAUCCACGGGUGCUGUAAAGUUAUUAAUGCGAGUAAGCUUAAUUUUAGCUAUUCCGGGAUCUGAUAUUUGUUUUGUGAUUCAAUAAAAUAUCACUUGUAUAUAUA